UGGACCGGUAUAAGUGGAAUCCUAUUUUCUUUCAAAAUCAUUCAAACGUCAACUGAUGAAAACAUGAGGGCUGGACAUGGGUGAUGGAUGAAUGAAGCUAGUAUUCUUCAAUUCUCGUUCUUAGGUUUGAGUCUAUUGGUUAAUAUUGUUCUCUCGCGAUACUAAUGUAACCAAUUGCAGCGCAGCGGCGCCACUUCAAAUCGAAAGUUUUUUUCCGGCAGAGCCAGUACACCCAUGAGCCAGUCAGGCGACCUGUUUUGAGUUGUGGUAUUGCUGUUACGGGGGGAUUUUCCUCGCAUUUUAUAACAAAGGAGCAGAGCAGGAAAUCUCCAUUGAUUUAACCGCUGAUUGAAGCUUCACAAUGGACAACGUCGCGGUUUCAAGGAGAAAACACACCAAUAAGAAAGGAAACAAGGAGAAUGCUCAGCCUGCACAUGGAAGCAAGUCCGUCAUUAGAAGAGAGUUUUCUAAAACAACAUCCGCUGCUCUCCUCCAACUGAAAAGAAACGAAAAAGAGGAGUCUCUGGGGAAAAGCGGUCCUCUUAAAGCUACAGCCAAACAGGCAGACACAAGGUCAACGUCUGGUGAUGUUCUGAAAAAGAUCAAGUCUGUGCAGAGAGAUGGGAAAAUAGCUGCUGCUGGUGAUACCAAACAACGACAAACGCAUAGCCAGGCCUUCCUCACUGAACAGGCUGUGAAACACAGAAAAAUAGCUGCAGAAGCUCCAAAGCCACCAGCUGUUGUGCCAUCAUCGAAAUCUGCUCCCGGCGCGUACAAAGGCAAGAUUGUCCAGUCAAAGAUUGGAUCCAUUUGGAAGUCAAGUGCCAAAGCGGGUGGAGCAGAUCCAAAAGCACCCAAACCAGAGAGCCAAAGAGUUGGAAAUUUCACAAAAAACAGGUCCAAAUCUGUUGCUGACCUGCAUGGGCGUGGCACACUAAAACCUGCACCGACAAGGUCCAAGUCAGUGUCAGAUGGACUUGCGCAGGUGUCCAAGCCCACCAUCACCAGCCGUCCUCCUACUGCGUUCCGCUCCGCCCGCCCUCCUGCCAGAACCGUCCCAGCGACACUAACCAGUACCAGCUCCAGAAACACUACUGUGGCUCCCACCAAGAGAAGUGGGACUCAGAACUCAAAGCCAAAUAUUUCAGUGACAGACAAGAAGGUCAACAAGCCUCCUGUCACAAGCACCCUCAGCCAAUACAGAUUUACUAUGGAGACUGCCGAGGAAAGAAGAGCGAAACUGGCAGAUUGGCUGGCCUCCAAGGGCAAGACUUUUAAGAGACCAGCCAUGACAGCAGCAGCACCACCACCCAAAACCAAAGCACCGGUACCUGCAAAACCCAAAGCAGAUCUGAAACCCCAAUCUCAUGUUGAACCUCAGCCUGCUGCACAGUGUGACCCUGAACCUGAACCCAGUCUGGAAGCACAAAAGCCGGACUCUCCUGCUGCUCUCUGUGCAGAUACCCAGGGAGCAGAACUAACAACACACAGCCAAACUCCAGUGAUCAUGAACACCACCCUGGACCUGCUGGAAAUCUCAGAUGUAGAUCUGCCUGUUGACCCGCAGGACAGAGUUGAUGAUAUUGUUGUGAACCUGUGUGAUGCAUUGGAUGCCAUGGAGACGCCCUCUAAAUGCACUGAUGACGUUUCACAGGUGACAGAUGAGUGCAGUAAUGUUGAGAUGGAGGACUGUAAGCUGAAGGAUGAAGGUGAAAAGGUGGAGCUGAAGAAUGAAAUCCCUGAGGAUGUCAGUGAGCAGCCGAAGGACGAGCAAGUGAGGGAUGGAGCAGCAGAAAGUGCUGAACAGAAGGUCAAGACAGAUGAUGUUGAGGAAGUAGAGAGUGAUGAUGAUGAAGACGUGAUGGAGACCACGCCACAGAUGGAGGAUGCCUCAGUUGUAAAAUACAGUGUUAAGACAACUCCAUACUUGCAAAGUGUAAAGAAGACAAUCGAAGACGAGGUCGGCACAAGCGGAUCCAGGCGAAAGAGCAACAUCAAAGAUCUGAAGUUUCUGACUCCAGUGCGACGUUCCUGCCGCAUCCAGCGCAAAUCCUCCCGUCUGCCAUCCAUGCUGGUCGAUCAUGAUCCCUGUGUGUCCUCACUGGCUGAACUGGUGAAGCUGGAUGAUGAUCCCAACGCCUACAUCUACAGAAAAAACCCUGCACUUCUGGAAGAUCUGCCAGACCAGCCCAGGCAGUGAGGGGGACUCUAGAUGGGCACCAUUU
Molecule: messenger RNA, 2225 nt
Organism: Thunnus maccoyii (southern bluefin tuna)
Lineage: Eukaryota; Metazoa; Chordata; Actinopteri; Scombriformes; Scombridae
Product: cytoskeleton-associated protein 2
Exons: 7
Coding region: 362-2200 (612 amino acids)
Biological process (GO): negative regulation of microtubule depolymerization
Cellular component (GO): microtubule cytoskeleton
Source: RefSeq, a predicted model, not a curated record